CACAAUCUUGACGGAAAGGCAACCAUUUUGACCAUUUAAUAAUAAACUAAACUUGGUUUUUUCUUGACUUUGGCAAAAGACACAGACAAACCAAAUUGUUUUGGUUAAUAUCAGUUCCAUUUAUUUAUAUAUUUGGUACACCCGAGGAGGAGUUGUUUCAGAAGUGGGUUCAGUAAUAAAGAGAUUUUAAUGAAGCUGUCUCAUCUGACUUUGGGUUAUCUCUGUUUUUGAAGCUUGCAAAAUCUCCAGAAUCAUUGAUGACUUCAUUCUAGAAGAGUCCAAGUGGGCAAGUUGUGUGUCAAACCAGAAGAUCGAAUUUUGAAGACGUUCAAAUCAUAAGCACCCAUUCAAGCAUUUAUAGCAGAAAAUUGUUGUUAAGGAGAGCUUUGAAGAUUCAUCAUAUUAACUUCUGUUGAAAAUGGGCCUCACAAAUGGCACAAGAUUAAUGGUGCCUUUAUCGUUGAUGGUGCUGAUUUUAGCGUUAAAUUUCAUAGAAAUUGGUGGUAGUGCUUCUUCUCCAGAUACAAAUUCAAGCAAUGAAGAUGAUACAGUAAGAGUGGAUCCAUUGGACAAUUUUAACAAGUAUAGAGGAGGAUUUGAUAUCACUAACAAGCAUUAUUGGAGUUCAGUUGUAUUUACAGGGAUCUAUGGAUAUGCAAUCGGACUCUUAUGGCUUUUAUGUGGAAUAUUGUACGGGAUCUAUCUCUUGGCAACUACUUACUGUUGCAAAAGAAACAGAAAACCCGACAUAAAAUCUGUCUGUCACAAGCAAUGUUACUUAUGGCCUAUUCUCCUAGCCAUGAUCUUCACAAUCCUGGCCGUAGCUGCUUCAGGUUUAGUUCUUGGAGGGACUGUUAGGUUCCAUUCUGAAGCGAAAACAGUCGUGGACAUUAUUAUAAGAACAGCAAAUGAGGCAUCAGACACUAUAUACAACACUACGGGCGCCAUGAAAGAAAUGAGGGAUAGCUUGGGUGACACUAAUGGAGCUGGUGAGGCUUCUAGUUUUCUUACAACUACAUCUCGGAGAUUGGAUGUUGAAGCUGACGAUAUUGCAAGACAGGCUAGAAAAAACAGACGAAUGAUCGAUAGGGGUCUCCAGAUAGUGUUUAUAGUAACCACAGUGACUAUUUCCUUGAACCUGGUAGCAGUUAUUGCUUUGUCUGUGACUGGAAUUCUGAGAAUUCGACGACCACUUUACUGGCUAAUUGGAAUAUGUUGGAUCUUGACAAUUCUAUGCUGGUUGUUCUUUGGGAUAUAUUUCGUGUUGGAAAAUUUUUCAGGUGAUACAUGUACAGCUCUGGAAAAUUUCCAAGAAAAUCCAUACAAUAACACUUUGAGUUCGAUUCUUCCUUGUGAUGAGUUGCUGUCUGCAGAAUCAGUCCUGUCUGAUGUUAGUGCUGGAAUUUAUAACCUUGUUAAUGAGGUGAAUGCGAACAUAUCGGAGCUGCGAGCGACAACAUAUCCUAAUCUUGCUCAUGUUUGCAACCCUUUCACCGCACCACCGGAAUAUACAUAUCAGCCAAAUAACUGCCCCGCUAAUACGAUCAGGAUCGGCGACAUACCGAAGAUAUUGGAAGUAUUUACAUGUUCGGAUGCCAACAAUGGAAGCUGUGGAGAGGGACAAUUCAUAUCCAGCAACGAUUACAAAACAGUGGAGGCUUACACAAGUUCAGUUCAAAACCUGCUAAAUGUAUAUCCAGGCAUGGAAAAUCUAGUCCAAUGCCAGUCCGUGAAGGACGCAUUUUCCGAGAUCCUCGGCCACCACUGCAAGCCAUGGAAGCGAGCCGCCCGCAUGGCGUGGGGGGCAAUGGUGUUUCUCUCAAUCAUCAUGGUAAUUUUGGUUCUCAUAUGGACGGCGCAAGCUCACCAUGAUCGACAACUUCAUUCCUCAGACAUUUCAACCAAACCCCAAUCUCAAACAAUGGGUUCAUUGGGAUUAGAAGCAAAUAAUGAAGUGAAGAUCAAACAUCAUGAUUCAGUUUAAAAGCAAAAAAAGAGAUGCAGAUUUGAAGAUUGGUACUUUGGAAGACAAAGCCGGCAGCAGCUUCCAAGAAACGCUAGUUUUGUACAGGUGAGAGAGAUGCAACAAAAUUAAUUAAAUUGAAAUAAAGAUAGAUAGAGAUAAAUUAUACGAAAUAGGUAAAGGAAAAUAGAAUACAGGGACCAUUUUUUAUGGUCUUAGAUUGAAGUUUAGAUUUUUUAUUUAUUUAUAAUAUUACAAGAAUUACAGUUUUUUGCUUCUUUAAUUUAGUAGUGUCAAAUCUGGGGAUCAACCCCUUAAAUAUAAUGUAAUAUUUACUCGUUGACCUAUAAAAAGAACAUUUAUUCAUCUAUAUUUCUGGGUCA
Molecule: messenger RNA, 2346 nt
Organism: Gossypium raimondii (Peruvian cotton)
Lineage: Eukaryota; Viridiplantae; Streptophyta; Magnoliopsida; Malvales; Malvaceae
Exons: 11
Coding region: 419-1984 (521 amino acids)
Cellular component (GO): membrane
Source: RefSeq, a predicted model, not a curated record